Topomyia yanbarensis is the source of this 2197-nucleotide messenger RNA. Its product is annotated as DEAD-box helicase Dbp80-like. Gene Ontology annotation, cellular component: nucleus; cytoplasmic stress granule. Gene Ontology annotation, molecular function: RNA binding; ATP binding; RNA helicase activity. The coding region runs from base 191 to 1780 and encodes 529 amino acids. The transcript has 6 exons. The record is from RefSeq and is a predicted model, not a curated record. NCBI's taxonomy places the organism in Eukaryota, Metazoa, Arthropoda, Insecta, Diptera, Culicidae. Gene Ontology annotation, biological process: poly(A)+ mRNA export from nucleus.
UCGUCAUUCGUAUAUUGUGCUGUGCGGAGCAAACAGACAAAAGAAGGCAUCGCUUUUUCCCGCAAGGUCGCUCUUGGAAAAAUUUCAGAAAACUGCAAAGAAUAAACCACCGGAGAAACAGUACCCGUGUUGGUUACAGGACGUUUUCCCAUACAUCGCAGCUGUUGUAUUUUAAUACCCGGUUGAAACGAUGGCAAGCGCUGCCGAUAACUGGGUAAAAAAAGCGGAGGAUCAGGAAAUUUCCGCACUCGUUAACGAUCUGAGUAUCACCAAGGAUAAUGAACCAGAGCCGGCGGCCGAAAGCCCACAGAAAGAGAAUGUGGAAAAGCCUUCUAGUCCACCGGCAGCUGAACCAACGACGGUUACUCCUGUGGAAACGGCUGCACCUGCGGUUUUAAGUUCGGUAGCUACAGAAAUUCUUACUUUAGCAGCGACGGAAGAAAAACCAGCUACAAGCGAAAAUGGAGAAACAGCUUCCUCUACGGAAGAUGCAGAGGCAUUUAAUCCGGCGGAUGCAAGUUUGCUAAUGAAAAUUAUUCGCAAAGGUCUGGUAGAAUCAAAACUGGAUCUGGAAGUGCAACGAAAGGAUCCUUCUUCGCCGCUAUAUUCGGUCAAAACUUUUGAAGCUUUGCACUUGAAACCGGAACUGCUUCAGGGCGUCUAUGCUAUGGGUUUCAACGCCCCUUCCAAAAUUCAAGAGACGGCUCUACCUACUCUGCUGGCCGAUCCGCCACAGAACAUGAUAGCCCAGAGUCAGUCGGGAACGGGAAAAACUGCUGCCUUUGUUCUGGCAAUGCUCAGUCGAGUCGAUCCGUUGAAGAACUAUCCGCAGGUGAUUUGCCUUUCCCCCACGUACGAGUUGGCAAUACAAACGGGCGAAGUAGCUGCCAAAAUGGCAAAGUUUUGUCCGGAAAUCAAGCUUCGCUACGCCGUUCGUGGUGAGGAGAUUGCUAAGGGGGCAAAGCUGACUGAUCAUAUCAUCAUCGGAACACCCGGUAAGCUGAUGGACUGGGGUAUAAAGUUCCGGGCGUUCGAUCUGAAGAAGAUUGCCGUUUUCGUGCUGGACGAGGCGGAUGUUAUGAUCGCUACCCAGGGCCACCAGGAUCAGUGCAUCCGGAUACACAAGCAGCUGUCGUCGUCCUGUCAGAUGAUGUUCUUUUCGGCCACGUACGAGCGAGAGGUGAUGGAGUUCGCCGAAUAUAUCGUACCCAAUCCGAUCGUGAUUCGGCUAGCGCGGGAGCAGGAAUCACUGGACAACAUCAAACAGUACUACGUCAAGUGUCGCAAUCAGGACGAGAAGUAUCAGGCAAUUUCGAACAUCUACGGUGUGAUUACGGUCGGACAGGCAAUCAUUUUUUGUCAUACACGCAAAACGGCCGGUUGGUUGUCCGGUAAGAUGUCCCAGGAUGGUCACUCGGUAGCGGUACUGUCCGGUGAUCUAACGGUGGAGCAACGGUUGGCCGUGCUGGAUCGAUUCCGAGCCGGGCUAGAGAAGGUGCUGAUUACAACGAACGUGUUGUCCAGGGGUAUCGACGUCGAACAGGUGACCAUUGUCGUCAAUUUCGACCUACCGAUGGAUCAGCAGGGACGAGCCGAUUGUGAAACGUAUCUGCAUCGAAUUGGACGCACCGGUAGAUUCGGUAAGAACGGAAUCGCCAUCAACCUGGUGGACAGUGAUCGAAGUAUGAUGAUUUGCAGAUCGAUCGAAAAACACUUCCAGAAAAAGAUUCAGCUACUGGACGCGGAGAACUCGGACGAGAUUGAAAAGAUCGGAUCGUAAAGUGUUUUCGAUCAGCUACAAUCGGUGAAAGGCGCAGGAGCAUUUUUGGUUCAUACUUAUUCCGAUUCUGAAUUUAUAAUUUUAUUUAGCUCCACCUACUUGAUUUCCUUAAGUUGAUGAGCGCAAAGUUUCUCCUUCGCGAAAUGAAGAUUUGUUAGGUAUAGAAACUAAUCCAAGGAUCGGUGACGCGAGGAUUGUUUAGCGCAUGUUUAAUUGUUUUAACUUGCAGUUAAAUGGACUCUUGAAAAAUACUACUUUGUUUUUUAAAUUUUUAUUUCGUCGUUGAACGGCCAGUAGAGUAAAGUUGCGGAAAAAUUGGUGUAGAAGCAGAUGAAAAAUAUUUUACUCAUUACCAUGUGAAACAAUAUUCCAAGAAGACAGAACACAGCUAUAAAAAUACACAAGUCGUAACUAAUA